CCGGUUGCAAAAAUGGGCAUAUGUAUCAGUUUGGUGAAAACCUCGUCAGGCCUACGCUGUAGGCCUUUCCUAUGCCCGUCAACUUUCGGUUAGCGGGGGUACAUUGUUCGCCAUGUCUUGAGCUAUGGCAUCCUUACCGGGGUACAGUCUAAACAGAUAGUUUGCGUGCAUAAUACGUAAUCUCCAGCAAUGCCGACAAAUACUGCACAGUGGUCCUCCUCAGAUAAGCAGCCUGAGGAGGUGGAGGAGAGCCCAAAUGGACGUUACAUUCGGUACAACAUCCUGCUGGGGAAGGGUGCCUGUAAGCGGGUUUACAAAGCUCUGGACACUGAGGAGGGAAGGGAGGUCGCUUGGAACCAGGUGGAGCUGUUGGGCAUGGAGGGCGACGAGGAGGCUCGGGCUCACCUGCAGGAGGAGAUCCGGGUGCUGCAGCAGCUCAAGCACAAGAACAUCAUGACGUUCUACGCCUGGUGGGUGGACCCCGGCCAGCAGCACAUCAACUUCAUCACGGAACUCUUCACGGCCGGCAACCUACGACAAUACCGCAAGAAGCUCAAGAUCAUGUCGGAAAACGUCCUCAAGCGCUGGGCACACCAGAUCCUGGAGGGCCUGCUGUACCUGCAUGGCCACGUGCCGCCCAUCGUGCACCGCGACCUCAAGUGCGACAACAUCUUUGUGAACAGCGCCACGGGGCAGAUUAAGAUCGGCGACCUGGGGCUGGCGACGGUGCAGCAGCAGGGCAUGAGCGUAGUGGGGACUCCGGAGUUCAUGGCUCCAGAGGUGUACGACGAGUCAUAUGAUGAGCGCUGUGACAUCUACAGCUUCGGCAUGUGUCUGCUGGAGCUGGCGACGCAGGAGUACCCGUACGCGGAGUGCCACAGCGUGCCGCAGAUCUUCAAAAAAGUCACACUGGGCAUUCCCCCUGCCUCCCUUGCGCGCGUGAGCAGCCCCGAGCUGCGGGACUUCAUCUCCCUCUGCAUCGCGCACAACCCCGCCGACCGCCCCUCGGCACGCGAGCUGCUGAAGCACCCCUACCUGGAGAUUGUGCGGCAGGCGGCGGGCGGCAGCAGCAGCAACGGCGGCGGCGGCGGAGAACUCACCAGCGGCGGCUCCGCAUCGUCAUUGCUGGCGGCGGCGGGCAGCAGCUGCGGCGGCAGCGGCGGCGGCACGGGGUGGAACACGCCGUCAGGCACGCUCCACUGCGCCGCCAGCGCGAGAGACCUCCGAGAGGCGCUGCACCAACAGGAAGCCCUGGCGCGACACCAGCACCAACAGCAGCAGCACCUGCUGCACCCACACCUCUCCUGCCCGCAAGUGCCGCUGCCAGGGUUAGCCGCGGCACUCGGAGGAGGAACAUCGCCGCCGCCGCCGCCGGCGUCAGCCAGCAGCCCCCAUAUUGCAGCGAUGACGGGGCCGCAGGAGGGCAUCCUCGCAAUGGCGAGGUCCUCUUCAUCGGGGUCGGGGCAGAUGCCGCUGCCGUCGCUGCCGCCAGCACCGUUGCUGGUGUCGCAGGCUGCCCUGCGGCGAAGCACGUCGGGGGCUGGGGCGAUACCGCCGCAGCCGUCGCCGCUGGGCCGCUCCGUCUCGAUACGGAAUCAGGCAGGCGAGCCGUCGCAGCCGCCGCCACAGCCGCCGACUUCGUCCUCCCAGCUGUCGCGGCUUGGCAGCGGCGGCGUGCCCGCUGUGGUGACGGUGGGGUCCUCGCCACCCGCAUGCUCCUCCCCGCGUGCGGCGCCGCGCUCUCGCCUGGGCCUUACAUGCGACGUCGGGGGGCCUGCCGCUGGUGGCGGCGGCGUGUACGGGUCGCCGCCGUCACCGUCGACGGCGGCACUAGCUCUCUCGCCAGCGCCAACCUUGUCGUUGCUGCCGGAGGCUGUUAGCGCCGUACAGCCUGCAGCGGCGGCGGCGGCGACGGAGGCGACGCGCGAAGAUCUGCCCUGCCAAAGCCUGCCUGCAGUCGCAGCUGCUGCUGCAUCUGGGAGCUCCAAGCCGCAUGCGACCGCAGCAGCUCCCGGUGAGGAGACAUACCUCCCCUCAGCCUUCAUGACGCACGCAGCGCUAGCAGCAGACCUAUCACAGCCAGAACUGCCGACGUCCCAACAACAGCAGGAAGAAGCGUCAGCGCAUACGACAGAAGGUCCGGGGUCGGCGGCAGCGCCAUCGGGUGGCAGUAGCAUCGGCGGCGGUCGCAUCGGCGGCGGCGCCGCGUGGGACCCUGUCCUAGGCAGCGCCACACGGCCUAGGCUGCACAGCGGCGGCGUCGUUGCUAGCCGGCACGGCAGUGAGUGCAGCCAUCGGUCGGAAGUCUCGGGCGGCGGUAGCGGCGCCGGCGGUGUCAGCACUGACGGCGACGACACGGACAGCGAUGAGGAGGUCCUGGUGCCCAUUGAGCUGCUGAAGGCGGGCCUGUUGGAGGAAGGCUUUGUGGAGUCCGACCACUCCCAAACCUCCCGGCAUUCUCCUAGCCGCCGCAGCUUGUCUUUCUCACAAACGCAAGCGCUGGCCCAAGGUGCAUACCAGCCGUCGGGUUUCAGCAGGCCUUCUUGCAUCGAGGGCAAGGAGCCUGAGGGCCCUGUGAAUGCAGCAGGACAGGUGGAAGAGGGUUGCACGUAUGGGGUGGCACGAGCGCGACUAGAAGAGAAAGGACUACAGCGAGACCUGGAGUGCACUCAGCCUGCACUGGAGGCGGCGGUGGCGCAUCCCCUGGAGGCGGUGGCGGAGGAGACAACGUCCAGGGAUGCAAGCGUUUCGUUGGCUUUGCCAUUGCUUUCAGGGCAGCCAGUGGCGGUGGCCUCGGAAUCCUCGCCGCCGCCGUCGCCGCCACUCGAAAGAGCCGCUCGCGCCGCUGCGUCGCCCACCGCCAUCGCUGCUACAUCACGCAUGGACAAUCCCGUUGUUCGCGCUUCCCUGGACGGCGGCAACGCCGCAUACACGACAGCCGAAGGCGCUUGCAACAACCCGCCGCCAUGCAAAAGCGUCCGUGGCGCCGGCAGCGCUUGCCACAGUCGUGGCAGUUCCCUGGACGUCAUUUCCUUCAGCCUGGCUCCCGGCCCACACGACAGUGGCGCCAGCACACCGGCGCUUCGAGGUUCCUACAGCGGCCAACCGCAGCAGCAGCAGCAGCAACAGCACCCGACGCACGGGGGCACCUCGGGCCACCUGCAGCAGCCCUCGGUGCAGCAGCCGCAACCGCAACCGCCAACCACAGCAGAGGCUGCCGCCGCCAUCGCUGCCAGCAGCAGCCGAAGCAGCAGCCGCAAGUUUACAGCGACCGCAGAUUCCACCACCACCUCCUCAACCGACCCUGUAACGGCGGCGGCGGCGGCGGCGGUGCAGUCUCCCUCGCUUCAGGUGCCUUCCAACGCCGCCGUACAAAGCCAGGCUCUCCACCAGGCACAUGCCUCUGUGUUAACACCUCCAGGCAGUCCCACUCUUGGGCAAGCCUCGGCUGUUGUCCCCGGCCCCGUCAGGUUACCGUCCUUCCGAAACAAGGUCCUCAUGACAGUGACGUCGCCCCCGGGGUCCUCUGGCGGGGCGGGAGGGGCAGGAACCUCCGCGGCAGCAGCGGCGGCGGCGGCGGCGCAGCCAUUGCGCCACCUGCGAACCACCUCCGCAAGGGCCAUGCAUGGGAUCAGUGGCGACGCAUUAAUGCGCGGCGUGGGCAGCCCCCCGCUUCCGCGUUCUGGUGCGUUUGGCAGUGCGCAUGGCCCCCGAACCCUCCGCGUUCCCCAGUUUCCUGCCGCCGCCGCCGGCGGGUCCUCUGCUGCUCCUGUCUCUGCUGCCCCCGAGGGCGAUGCUGCUCUGGCGGGGCUGUUCAAUCUGCCGCCGCUGCAGCAGCCGCGGCUGUUUGAGAGGACUUUGGGGCGUUCUGGGAACGGGAACUCGCUGACCGGCGGCGGAGGUGGAAGCGACAGCAGCAAUUCUUGCUUUUUCCAACGCAGCGCCUCGCUGCCGCUAACGCCGGUCCCCUCCAUCGACGCUGCGGCACCUUGCAGCGGUGUGGUAGCUAGCAGUCUGCCUGGCGGCGACGUGCCCUUCCAGGCUGGCACGGUGACCACCGGUAGUGCGGCGGAAGGCGUAUCCGCUCUGCUGCCGGCACCGGCUGCUGCGGAGGAACGCUCCCUGCCAGUUCCCGAGGGCAGCUUCGGGCUUUCCACGUUGGAGGCGUUGGCGGCUGGUCGGCCGCUUUCGAGCGGAGGAGCCGGCGCUGAUGGGCUGCUGCGGGGGGAGGCUGCGGCUUGUCCUACAUCUGCUGCUGCGACAGUCACGCAACAACUGCGGCGGCAGAACCAGCAUCAACAGGAAGGCUUCACGCGGUCAAGCGACGGUGACAACUCAAGCAGCGGUGUGUUGACUGGGCUGUGGCGCGGAGAUGUGGAUACCAUAGCGUCAACGCCCGCUACUGCUGCAACGGCGGCGACCGAGGCAGCUGCUGCUGCUGCUGCUGCUGCAGGACUGAUGAGGUAUGUGCCGCACUCUGCGCUGAUGCCUUUGAAAGAGGAUUCUGCGGAGCUGGCGCCACCAUCUCCCAGGGUGACCACAAGUGGUGGUGGCGGCGAGGGCGGCAGUGUCGGGGGCGAUAGUAGGCGCGGCGGGAGUGCUGCUGGCUUUGCUGCGGACAUGGCGGGUGUGGGUGAUGGGGAGAUGACGGUGGUUCGGGAGUUUGCGCGACCCAUUCAGGGUGUGAUCAUGCGCUUCAAGCAGCUCAAGCGCUUGGUAGGUGACAAGGCGAAGGCUUUUCGGACAACCGACAAGCAGCCGAGAAUGUAGAUGGCAUCUGGUGGUGUGUGUAGUUGAGCGGAAACUAAGACACGGUGGUGUGGGACACGCAUGGGUGUCGGAUCAGGCAUUGACAAGAAGUUGGAUGAGCGAGCCUCCAAAUUGGCUUGCCCAGUUGAGUUGCGGUGAUACCUAGGUUGAAGGAAAGACUGCAUUACAAAUAGAAAACAUAAAUGGCAUCUGGUGGUGUGUGUAGUUGAGCGGAAACUAAGACACGGUGGUGUGGGACACGCAUGGGUGUCGGAUCAGGCAUUGACAAGAAGUUGGAUGAGCGAGCCUCCAAAUUGGCUUGCCCAGUUGAGUUGCGGUGAUACCUAGGUUGAAGGAAAGACUGCAUAACAAAUUGAAAACAUACGCCCCAGGAAGACGAAGGUAGAACGGUUGUAUAAGUACGAAGACCAUUCUGCAUGGGUGGUAGUGCCGCGAUAGCCAUUUGGAGGGUAGACGGUUAUAGGAGCCAAGGUGGAUGCCCUUUGAUACGGGUGCUGUUGUGCUGAGGAAGGUCCUUGCUACAGGACAUGGAGGUUAGGUAGUGCGUGACACUUGCUACGGGGGUGUCGAUCUGCAAGCUAAGGUCUUGCAACGGUUGCCUGACGUGGAAUGACAAGUGUGACGUAAUGACGUAAUGCAGACUUGGCCCACCACUGUCAAGGGGGCUGCUAGACCGCUGCUGAAGUGACGUGGCUACUGGUUUCGUGGUUCGCGCCAGCAGCCGUUUAUAAUAAGAGGAAUGACUUUGUUUGCGCUAUGUAUGCUGCCUGGAUUCUGGCCGGGGCAUGUUGUCCAUCCCUUGAUGCAGUGCUUCGGGGCGUGCGCUCCUAAAUGCAAAGCACAUGUUUUCGGACGGUGGUGAUCGUGAUGGUUGGGGUGACCUCUGGGCGCCAAGGAGCCCAGGGCUGUUGGAGGGGUUGCAGGUGUGGAACAACUACCAUGACUCGAUUGAAAGCGGCAGUCUUUACUGCCCAUUGCCGUUGUUGGGGGUGGGGGUGGCUCGCCAGGAAGGCAGGAAAGGGAGUGGCAGAGUCUUGGCGGUUGUCCAGUGGCAGUCAAGGUAGGGUGCCCGGGGGCACGGCGAGUUGUCCUUGGGUAAAGAGGCUCGCGAGCGAAAUAAAUAUUUUUUUGUAGCGUAGUAAAUCAGCCCUUUUCCAUUUGCCGGCGGUAUGUCAGGGCCAGCAAGUUGACGGAGGGCUGCGUUGAGGGAGGUGCCAGCGGCAGGGAAUGUAGGUAAGCGUUUGUGCUCGGAUGGAGGGAGAUACUGCGUCCAGAGUUGGUGCGGCGGUAAGGGCAUGUUGUUGGCAAAUUGGAGUUGGGUUGACUCGAGGGGUUGCAUCGUUGUUACACAGCUGGAUUGCGCUUGGUCUGUUGCCACGGUGCCGUAAGGCCCUGACUCUCCACGUGAUUCCUCUGUGCCUUUGGUUCAGGUACUUGAGUUUUGGCGUUUUUUGUUGGAAGCACAGUGUUGCUUCUGCAAGGUUUUGCGAGUUUAUGACUAGACACUUGGAAGAGCCAACGUACAGCUACGAUUACAGCCCCGCCUGCAAGACUGGGGCUUCGGUUGCUGGCCGUUUUACGAGUGGACUUUCUUGCCAGAGGCUGGUUGAGGGAGGGUUGCGUUGAGGACGGCUUGGAGCAAGGGUACCGCCUGAUCGCUACAUCCUACAUGGGUUAUGCCCGAGGAAUCGGACGUGUGCCUUGACAGCAGCUUGACCUAACGGGGGUGUAGCAGGAAACGGGAAAGGCGAUGUCGGAGUUUGCUACAUAUGGCAGCUACAUCCGGCUGUAUCCAGAUCUGGGCUGCAACUCCUGUCCAUCGGCGGGCAGGAGCGCUUGGCCGUGGCCAGUACCCAACUAUAUGUGGGAGGGAAGCACGUAAUAUCUUUAACAUGUGAGCCGAC
Astrephomene gubernaculifera is the source of this 6674-nucleotide messenger RNA. The record is from the annotation of a GenBank genome assembly. NCBI's taxonomy places the organism in Eukaryota, Viridiplantae, Chlorophyta, Chlorophyceae, Chlamydomonadales, Astrephomenaceae.